GUGACCUGUUCUCUGAUUGGUCUUUGAUCCCCGUCAGUCAUUGUUGUCGCCGCCCUCUGAUAAUGCAGCAUGGGCGAAAAUACCAGACUCGAGAGCUACAGCUGAGGAAGCAGAUAUCUCUACUGUCAACGAUUUUGGACGAUUGAACGAAAGUGAUGUUCCAACAAUGCCGAUAGUGGAUAAACUCAAAGAGGCAUUAAAACCCGGACGAAAGGAGACAAGUGAUGAGGGCGACCUCAACAAACUGUUGGCCUCCUCUGCCAAGAAGGUCCUUUUGCAGAAGAUAGAGUUUGAGCCUGCCAGCAAGGGUUUCUCCUAUCAGCUGGAUAGCCUGAAAAACAAAUAUGUGAUCCUCAAUCCCAGGAAUGAGGGUGCUACAAGCCAGAAGGCCUCAGAGCCUGCCCAAAUAAAGAGGCAAGUCUCAGAGAACGUGGUUGGGGGUCAGAGUGAUGGGAUCCCAGCCCCGCAGAAGAUGCUCUUUCCGGGGAACAAGCUUACCCUUAAAUGGGAGCGCGUGUACAGGGUGGGAGCCGGCCUCCACAACCUAGGGAACACCUGCUUCCUCAACUCCACAGUGCAGUGUCUCACCUACACACCACCACUUGCCAACUACUUACUCUCAAAGGAGCACAGCCGUGCCUGUCAUCAGUCAGGCUUUUGUAUGAUCUGUAUAAUGCAGAACCAUAUCAUCCAAGCCUUUGCCAACACAGGCAAUGCCAUCAAGCCUGUCUCCUUCAUCCGAGACCUGAAAAAAAUUGCAAGACAUUUUCGCUUUGGAAGCCAGGAGGACGCCCAUGAGUUUUUGCGAUACACCAUUGAUGCCAUGCAGAAAGCCUGUCUCAAUGGCUACCCUAAGCUUGACAGGCAGACCCAGGCCACAACGCUGGUUCACCAGAUCUUUGGAGGUUACCUCAGGUCAAGAGUGAAAUGCUCUAUUUGUAAAAGUGUGUCGGACACGUACGACCCUUACCUGGACAUCGCUGUGGAGAUUCGGCAAGCAGCAAACAUUGUGCGAGCCCUGGAACUGUUUGUUAAACCAGACGUACUGAGUGGAGAAAAUGCCUACAUGUGUGCCAGGUGCAAAAAGAAAGUGCCAGCGACCAAGCGUUUCACAGUCCAUCGAACAUCUAAUGUACUGACCCUUUCGCUGAAGAGGUUUGCCAACUUUAGCGGAGGAAAAAUAACAAAGGAUGUUGGUUACCCAGAAUUCCUGAACAUCCGUCCUUACAUGUCUCAGAGCUCAGGCGAUCCUGUUAUGUAUGGCCUCUAUGCUGUCCUGGUGCACUCUGGCUACAGUUGUCAUGCUGGCCACUACUACUGCUAUGUCAAGGCAAGCAACGGACAAUGGUACCAAAUGAAUGAUUCAAUGGUGCACUCUAGUAACAUCAAAGUGGUCUUGAACCAGCAGGCUUAUGUGCUUUUCUACUUAAGGAUCCCUGACACCAAGAAGAAUACAGAUGGCCAAUCCACCAAGCAGGGGAUGUUGCAUCCUGGGAAGAACAGCGUGUCAUCUGAACAGAUAAAGAGGGCCAACCUGAAUGGGCCUCUUUCCUCCCCGCAGGUCACAAAGAAACUUGAGCCUGCACAGCUGCGUAAGAUCCAGUCGAUGGAUGGUGGUUUGGGCCUCCCCAUUUCCAGAAAUGGUGUGAACUCUCAGCCACAGCCCAGACUUUCCAACUGGACGUCAUCCUCCAAUGGCCCGCCAAAGCUGCCAGGUGGACCCACGGUUAUCGAGGAACCUUUCAAGAAGCUGAAGAAGCCCUCUCCCCAGAGCCAAGCGCAGUCACGCUGCAAUACUCCGACCCCUUCCAACAACGGGGUCAGCAGGACGGAGGGAGAGAAAAAGCAAAAUGGCGAGGGCAGAGGCAUGGCAGCGUCUACCUCAAUUAAGUCUUUGUCUGACUCUUCCUCUGCUGACACUACUGACUCGAAGGGCCAGGAUUCAGUGGGCCCCAAAAGUGCACCGGUAGGAGAAACUCCCUCCACCCCGAGGAAAGGCUCUAAUGGCCUGGCAUCUCCAGCUAAGAGCGUGGAGCGCUCUCAGAGCACAGAGGAGCAGAAGACGGCUAAAAUAAAACCCCCGGCCCUCAACAACAUCACAUCUGAAGCCACCAGCACCAUGUCACCUCCACCUGCCAAGAAACUGGCCCUGUCAGCCAAGAAGGCUCGCAGCCGGAGUCCGAGCAGCAUUGAUGCUCUGCCCCCUUUGCCACGCCAGCUGUCCAGUGACCCCACGCAUCAAAAUCAACUUAACCCCCUCACCUUUGCCUCAUCUACUCACACUCACAGAGCUGAUCCAUUCCAUUCACCAAAAGUCCAGUCAUCUCAACCUUUUGCCCACUCAAGUGGAUCGUUGAAAAAACAGAGCCCUCAGAAACAGUCCCUUCUCUCCACACUGCAAAAACCAAAUGCCAGUCUUUCUCUCAUAACCAAUGGGCUUCACAGUGCCAGCCCAAAGAGUCCCAAGUCUUCCAGCAACCUCAGCUCCUUUGCCCGAGAACCAGACGCCAACAGCCCUCCAGCUUCAAAGGUCAACCAUAAGAAGAAGAAAAAGAAGCGUAGGCGUUCUGAGGUGAAGGGCGAGGCAGAACCAGUCACACCACCAGCUGCAGUGACGCCAUCGCUGACCAAACUUCUGGAAUCAGCUAGCGAGAAGAAACGGAAGAAGAAGAAGAGAAAGCGAAAGAGGGAGAACGAGGAUGGUGAGAAAGUGAAGGAGAGGGAGUGCAUCCCGUCUCAUCUGGACACAUCGGCCCAGGAAGAGGAUUGGUGUCAAGGUGGUAUAUGGAGUCUUACAUCCCAUCCAAAUACAGAACAGUCUGAGCAAAGGCCUCCGUUAGCUGCCGCAACCCCAACACAGUGCGAGUCCAUUCAGAAAGAACAGGGAAGGCACUCUGUGAAGUUGAAAAAGAAGAAAAAGAAGAUGCAUCUGGCAGAGGCUCAGCAGGACACAAUUUCAGCAUGCUCUGCCUCAGAAAACAGCGCUUCUGAGACAAAAGCCGCGGUCAGCCAGAAUGACACGGGGGAUUUGAUCAUGUUGAAAAAGAAAUUAAAGAGGAAGAAGAAGAGGCUAAAAGAAGAGGUGAGACUGUGGGGGGAGGGCAGACGUUGCUCGGAUGGACGGGACGACGAGCCCGAAGAAGUGGAGCCCCCUUCCAAAAAGAACGCAGCAGAGAACGGCAAAAUAAGCAAACAAAGCACAGCCACAGUGGUAGUGUGGGACAGCCAAGUGAAGGACGGCUACAAACGCAGCAAGGUGCCAAUGGCUGAUGGAAGCGAGUCGGGAGACACCUCAACACGUGUUGCUCCUGUGGCCUGGGAUGGGAAAAAGACAAGCGGGGUGGUAGAAGAGCUGCUCAAGAACUCCUCAGACAAGGCCUAUGGAGCCAAUGUCCUUAGCUGGGAUGGAGAGGUCUCUGCUAUUAGUAGAGAUGCUGUUGAAGAUGUCCGCCAAGCCAAGUGUGACACUGUGAUCGAUGAGUGGGAUGAAGAGUUUGACAGGGGAAAGGUGAAGAAAAUGAAAAACUAUAAAAGAGAGAAGUGGAGAAGCGGCAGCAGCAUCUUCCAGAAGAUCCAGGACAGGCGGAACAAGUGGUCUGUAACAUCUGGAGGGAAGAGAAUUUUUGGAGUCCGUCGCUGAGAGUUCGGAUUUGCUGUUGAGGUCAUGCUGACUGGAAAUCAAAACGACUAUACUGUAUACCAAACUUCUGUACUUUUUUUUUUUCUCUUUUUUUUUUUUUAAAUUGUUUUUUUUUGUUAAGUUUAAGAUUCCUGAAGUAGACACGAGCCACAAGCACUGCAGACUACAUCGUCGUCCUGACUGACAAACCCCUUUGAUUUCAAAUUUUAACAGCAUAUGAAUUGAAGCUAUUAGGCCUCAGUAACAUUGGCCAUUGGGAUCUGACUCCCAUCAUAUCCCGUUUUAAAAAUCGCAGUAAAGUGGCUCAGGCAUUUCUAUGCAUGCAACACACGUCCAUGUCAAAUAAAUUACUGUAUGUUGGUAUCCUUUGAGCCUUUGAUUGCUCCUCCCCCCCAACAAUCAGGCAUGAAAUGAAAUUAAAUACAGUUUAACAUAUUUCAGUAAGGUAGGCUAAAAUAAGGAUGCGUACCUGCAGCAACACUUCAUCUUGCACUGAAACUGUGCACAAUCUCAGAGCAGACUUUUGCAGACAUAAGGGCUCAGUAAAUUUGACAUUUAAAAAAAAAAAGUGACCUUUUUUUUUUUGUUUUUUUUUUUUACCCUUCUCUGGAGAUUAUUCUAUACCACAUUAUAAAGAUUCAAAAUUGUUUAUUAAUUAAAAACCUAUAUUGUUUUAGAGUUCUGUAUCAUUUUUCUUGUUUUUUAACUUUAUCAGCUAUCGUUUUAUUUUGCUGCAGUGUCGGUGCCAUGUGGCUUGAUUUGAGGACCAGAUUUUACCUGCAUAUUAUUGGUAAAAUGAAGGUUUAAAAUUGCCACCAAUUGUUUGUUUGUUUGUUUUUUUAUUUUUUAAUGCAUGUCUCAACUGGUUCAGAAAAUUUACCAAGGUGAAUUUUGUUCACCUCCCUUGGUUAUGCACCGUUCUCUGUUCCUUAACAAAUCCAUUUUUCUUCAGAUUUAAUGUUGACACAUUUUACACCUCUCAAGGAUGCUCUGCUGAUUCAUAUGAACAGUUGAACUUUGUGGAAGCUUUGACAAACAACACAUCAGAUGCUGUAAGUUUCAUCAUAUCUGUAUGUUUACUUGGACGUCAUUUUCUGACAGCUCAUGGUGCAAUGUGCGUCUGCAGAGCAGAGGUUGAGGUUGUUGAAGAAACUUGGACAGGACCUGUUGUUUUCUACUGUGCAGCUAUCAAACUGUGUAGCUCAUUUCAUCAGCCUGGUGUUCAGAAGCUCUCAUUCAGUCACAAACUGUCCUUAGCCAAUGUACUGAAAAAGAGGGUUACAUUUUAUACUUCAGGCACUGUGUUAGAAUGGGACUACAUGCUAAUAAUUUAUUUCCCCUUGUAUCUUAGAUCUCUAUGCAAUUUUCUGACGGUCAUGCUGGUCACAUAAGAAACUGGGCCAAGACUCAGGAACCCAGACAUCCUGUAUCUCACCCUCAUCUCUGCUCAGACGCCCCCGUUUCAUAUCAGAGUAGUCCCUCUCCCUGGGCGAACAUUUUGCAUUCUGUACAUCCUGUAGAAACUUCUUUUAUACAAAGUAUUUCAGGUGUGGGAACCAUGGGGAUCAUCUUGCACCAAUCAAGGCACAGAUGCGUAGAGAAACUAACGUUAUAACAAAAACGCUUUGCCAAUGUAGAAGACUGUACAGUCCAUCUUGUGCUACCCGUUUCCCCUCCAACGCUGUAAAGAUCUGCCCAUGCAUUUCUUUUCAUUCUAGAGAUGUUGCCUUGAAUUGGCUAUAAAGAAGUAUAGGAUUUAAUGUUAUAAAUAUAUAAUUUAAAGAAGAAAAGACACAGAUCUUUAAUGUACUACUAAUACUUGGAUCAGUUGGUGGAUGUUCACUUGAGAAUUAAUCUGCAAAUGUGUCAGUUCAUUUGUGUAUAAGAGAGAUGUUUGUUUUCAUGCAAGACCUUCCCUAUGUCACCGUCAUGUGUAAAAUACAAGAGCGGCUGCGGCAGUCUAAUUCCCGUAGAAUGUGUUCGUCAGCUGUGAAAUCGACAUAGGGUGUGACUCUCAGUCUGACACAGGAACAUUUACUGGUGUGGAUGGACGGUCUACAUGUUUGCAUUGAUGGUUCUGUACUUUGCACCACCUUUUCUGACCAGGGAGGAGACCUUUCAUACUGAAAGUGGCUCUUACCACACUAUAGGUAAUUAUGAAGGUGCAAUAAAGUUGUGACUUUUGUGA
Molecule: messenger RNA, 5828 nt
Organism: Scatophagus argus
Lineage: Eukaryota; Metazoa; Chordata; Actinopteri; Scatophagidae
Gene: usp36
Product: ubiquitin specific peptidase 36
Exons: 20
Coding region: 167-3640 (1157 amino acids)
Biological process (GO): regulation of apoptotic process; protein deubiquitination
Cellular component (GO): nucleus; cytosol
Molecular function (GO): cysteine-type endopeptidase activity; cysteine-type deubiquitinase activity
Source: RefSeq, a predicted model, not a curated record